Phyllostomus discolor (pale spear-nosed bat) is the source of this 4924-nucleotide messenger RNA. RefSeq names its product synaptopodin 2 like (gene SYNPO2L). The transcript has 4 exons. Gene Ontology annotation, cellular component: Z disc; actin cytoskeleton; nucleus. Gene Ontology annotation, molecular function: actin binding. Gene Ontology annotation, biological process: positive regulation of actin filament bundle assembly. Bases 412 to 3423 code for a protein of 1003 amino acids. Lineage: Eukaryota; Metazoa; Chordata; Mammalia; Chiroptera; Phyllostomidae. The record is from RefSeq and is a predicted model, not a curated record.
CAUGACCCUAUCAGGGAAGCCACAAUCCCUGAAACGGUGUACAUGAGUUAUGGAGACUAGAGAGCUAGUACUCUGAGUCCUGAAAAAAAGGCCCUUGCAGGAGAAUGGGGGACAGGGGAGGACAGAAGUUUUUGCUAUAGUUAGCUCUGGAAGUAAUACAGCUGGGGGUGGGAGAAGAGUACAGCCGGCAACUAUUUUGAGCACAACUCCGAUUGACAGGACACGUGUGCUGGACUCUACUGAUCCCAGGGCCAAGUUGCCUGCCUGUGGUGUGUGGUGUGGGGUGGGGGGGAAGGCCUGGGGCAGCAGGAGCAGGAGAGCCAGACAGACAGGCCGGACGGGGUACCAGCACCUCGACUUCUCUCCCUGGGACACUCUCCAAACUCCGAGGGCCAUAGGUCAACCUGAGCGAUGGGUGCUGAGGAGGUGCUGGUCACACUGUCAGGGGGAGCGCCCUGGGGCUUCCGACUUCAGGGGGGGUCCGAGCAGAGGAAACCCUUACAGGUAUCCAAGAUUCGAAGACGGAGCCAGGCUGGCAGAGCAGGACUACGAGAGAGGGACCAGCUUUUGGCCAUCAAUGGGGUCUCCUGCACUAGCCUCUCUCAUGCCAGUGCCAUGUGCCUCAUUGAUGCCUCAGGGAAUCAACUUGUCCUCACUGUGCGGAGGGUAGAGGAUGAAGGGCCUUUGCGAUCUCCAUCCCCCGGUGAGCUUCGGGUGCUGUCACCCUUGUCUCCGCUGAGUCCUGAGCCCCCUGGUGCUCCAGUUCCCCAGACUCUUCAGCCUGGGAGCCUCCUCUCGCCCCCUGACAGUGAGGCCUACUACGGAGAGACAGACAGUGAUGCCGAUGGCCCUGCCACCCAGGAGAAGCCCCGUCGACCCCGCCGCAGAGGCCCUACCAGGCCCACCCCACCGGGAGCCCCACCUGAUGAGGUCUACCUGUCUGACAGCCCUGCAGAGCCAGCACCUGCCGUUCCUGGCCCUUCCAGCCAGGGUGACGGCCGUGUGAUCUCCCCAUCUUGGGAGGAUGGAGCAACCCUUCAGCCACCCCCAGCUGAGGCCCUGCUGUUGCCCCAUGGUCCCCUCCGGCCUGGCCCAAAUCUCAUCCCUAUGGUGGGGCCUGUUUCCCACCCGGUGGCAGAAGAUCUUACUACCACCUACACCCAGAAGGCCAAGCAAGCCAAACUGCAGCGGGCAGAGAGCCUUCAAGAGAAGAGUGUGAAGGAGGCCAAGACCAAAUGCCGCACAAUUGCAUCUCUGCUAACUGCAGCCCCCAACCCCCACUCCAAGGGGGUGCUUAUGUUUAAGAAAAGACGGCAGAGAGCCAAGAAAUACACCCUAGUGAGCUUUGGGUCUGCAGCUGGGACAGGCGCUGAGGAGGAAGAAGACGGGGUCCCACCAACGAGCGAAUCCGAGCUGGACGAGGAGGCCUUCUCCGACGCCCGCAGCCUCACCAACCAGUCCGACUGGGACAGCCCCUAUCUGGACAUGGAGCUGGCCAGACCGGGCUCAGGUGCAGCAGAGGCCCAGGGCUCAGGGCUGGGAGCAGGAGGGCAGCUGAGUGAGGCCUCCGGGAGAGGGGUCCAGCUCUUUGAACAGCAGCGCCAGCGCGCAGCUUCCAGCACCCAGGAGCUGGCCCAGGAUGGUCCAGCAGCCACACUCAACGGGCAAGGCCUGCAGUCACCAGCUCGGGCCCAGAGUGCUCCACCCGAGGUGGCAGUCCUCCCCAAGUCGCCAGACCCUUUAGCGAGCGCCAGACCCUUCCUCCCAGGCGGUGGAGCCCCUACCCCAGCUCCAAGCAUCUUUAACCGGUCAGCCAGGCCCUUUACUCCUGGCUUACAGGGGCAGCGGCCAGGUACCACCCCGGUUAUUUUCCGGCCCAUGGCUCCCAGGAGGGAGAAUGAAACCUCGGGAGGCCUCAGCCCCGCCCCACCGCCUUUCUCGUCCGUUCCUCAGGGGCCUGCCCUUCUGCCCAGCUUCACCGCAGGGGUUCCCAGCCACCUGUCAACCUCCAGUCCUCCUAGCACCCCACGCUCUUCUGGCCCCGUGACGGCCACCAGCUCCCUGUAUAUCCCAGCCCCCAAUCGUCCUGUUACACCAGGCGGGGUCCCAGAGCCCCCAGCUCCCUCCAGCACAGCUGCCAUGACCUCCACCGCCUCUAUCUUCCUGUCGGCGCCUCUGCGACCCGCUGCGCACCUAGAUGCACCGUCCCCAAGCUCUGUGGUCCCUGAGCCCCCCAGCGCUCGGGAGCAGCGCAUCUCUGUGCCAGCUGCUCGCACGGGUAUCCUCCAGGAGGCCCGGCGUCGGGGUACCCGGAAGCAGAUGUUCCGGCCGGGAAACGAGGAGACGAAGAACUCGCCCAACCCCGAGCUACUAUCGCUGGUGCAGAACCUGGAUGAAAAACCCCGGGCCGGGGGUGCUGAAUCUGGUCCAGAGGAGGAUGCCUUGAGCCUCGGGGCUGAAGCCUGCAACUUCAUGCAGCCACCAGGAGGCAGAAGUUACAAGACCCCGCCUCACGUGACACCUAAAACCCCGCCUCCAAUGGCUUCCAAGGCCCCCCUCCCUCUGACUCCUAAGACUCCGCCCCCAGUGGCUCCUAAGCCCCUAUCUCGAGGGUUCCCCGAAGGGCUAGUGAAUGGGGCAACCCCUUCUGCUGGAGUGCCUGAGCCACCAAGGCUUCAGGGCAGGGGUGGGGAGCUGUUUGCCAAGCGGCAAAGCCGAGCAGACAGGUACGUGGUGGAAGCUACACCUAGUCCUAUCGUUGGCUCUCGGCCCCGCAGCCCUUCUCCUACUCCCUCACUGCCCCCUUCCUGGAAAUAUUCACCCAACAUCCGUGCCCCACCUCCUAUUGCUUACAACCCACUGCUCUCACCCUUUUUUCCCCAAGCUGCCCGAACUCUCCCUAAUAAGGCCCAAUCCCAGGGGCUGCGGGCAGGCCCCAAACAAGGCAUCAAGGCUCUGGAUUUCAUGCGGCACCAGCCCUACCAACUUAAAACUGCUAUGUUCUGUUUCGAUGAAGUUCCCCAGACUCCUGGCCCCACCUCCUCAGGGCCCCCCAAAACUGCUCGAAUCCAGGAGAUCCGCCGAUUUUCCACUCCAGCACCCCAGCCCACUGCAGAGCCACUGGCCCCCACUGUGCUUGCGCCCCGAGCAGCCACUACAUUGGAUGAGCCCAUCUGGAGGACCGAGCUGGCCUCAGCGCCUGCCCUUAGCCCAGCCCCUGCCCUUAGCCCAACCCCUGCCCUUAGUCCAGCCCCUGCCCUUAGCCCAGCCUCUGCCCUUAAUCCAGCCCCUCCUCCAGAGUCUCCCAGGGGUUUUGGGGCCUCUCCCAGCUCCUGUGGCUUCCAGGUAGCCAGGCCCCGGUUUUCAGCCACCAGAACAGGAUUGCAGGCUCAUGUGUGGAGGCCUGGAGCAGGCCACCACUGAGCAAAGCGCAGCUCCCAGGACCAAGGAGAGGUGGAACAUCCAGUUCCUAAAGUUGCUUCUCCUACCCAAUCCACCCCCUCUCUCAGGCAUCUGGAGGCUAAAUUCCCUGCUGCCAGAGAUAGUUUUAGAGUUCGUAACCCACUUCCAGGCUUCCUCCUGGCUUCCUCCCUCUCUUGCUCUUUCCAACCUAAUAUCCCUGCUUUGGUACCUGUGCUUCUCUUUGUCUCUGUAGUUCCUUGCCUGGAUCUCUGUCUUUAUCUCUAGGUCUGUCCACCCAUAUUCUGCCAUGGGUCUCUAUUUCUCUACUUUGUUCUUUACUCUGUGAGCUUCACAACGUUCAGUGAGAAGCACACAGAGAAGCUAUCCCUGAGACCUCAAGCAAGAAGCUCACCACCAGACAGGCAGCAAAGGAACUGAACUGAUCCUUGUUUGCACUAAGUUGCUCUCUGCUCCUCACCUUUCCCAAACUUGGCUGGCAUAUACCUAGGCGUGUAUGUGUGUGUGAGUGUGUAUGUGCCAGUGUGUGUGCACAGAUGUGCUCUUCUGUCUGAAGCAAGAGUAAGAGGAGAGAUCUAAAUAAAGACCCGAGGUGGGUCUCACCCUUGCACUGAUGAAAGAAGGGUGAGAUAAUGUCACGUGGGUUGUCUAGUGGGGAGAAAGAUUCACUGGAGUCAAAGACCACCGUCUGUAGCAGGUACACAGCAUCUUGUGAAGCUCAUGGAGUAUGAGAAGACUUGAAGGCAGUUUGUAUGGGCUGUUAUACCAGGUAGACCAGGAAUCAAACUAAUAAUUCGAUUCCUUAGGAUUUUAGACAACAACUUGAUAGGCCCUGUCCUGAGCAACAAGCACCCAGGAAGUGAACAAAAAGAAAAUUUUCCUUUGAGAAUGAACAAAUACAUUGGAUUCAUUGCCUCAUGAACCUAAGACAGACAGAAAGAAAAGAGCCAUGGUGUGGAAAGUGAGGCAGGAUGAGGAGCAGAGCAGAAAUGAAUGAAAUUGAUUGAGCCACAAAGAGGAGCAUGGUGAGAGAGAGUGAGAAUGCAGUGUUGGCAGAGUAAAGUUAGUAGCAAGAAACCGCUGUGUACAAGAGCGGGGAUUGGGGGGAAAUGUGACAGAGAAGAAUGUAUUUUUUAGAGUGAAAGGGAUGAUGGUGGGGGGAUGUGAGAGUAUAUGCCAAGUGUUGCAAAAACAGUUGGUAACUGUGCUACCUCCUUUGAUUCUGCCCCUCCAUCUUCUGCAGCUUGUACUGACUACCUGGGAAAGGGCAAGGAAACACUCAGAGCCAAACCUCUUUUCAGCCCUACCCUAUCCUUCAAACCCUAGCUCUUGUGCCAGCUUUAGGUCCUGAUCACUGAUCCUAGAGGAAUGUAGAUUCCCCUCUCACCACGACUACCAACUGGUCACAUUUGUUGCUUGACCUGGACACUGAUCCUUUCCUUUGCAUAUUGAAUGUAAGUCACAGUACUUUUGUUUGUGCACAAGAAUAAACUUAUACCCCACA